This is a messenger RNA of Candida tropicalis MYA-3404, 969 nucleotides long. RefSeq lists its product as uncharacterized. The transcript has a single exon. Gene Ontology annotation, biological process: protein secretion; vesicle-mediated transport. Bases 1 to 969 code for a protein of 322 amino acids. Gene Ontology annotation, cellular component: Golgi membrane. Lineage: Eukaryota; Fungi; Ascomycota; Pichiomycetes; Serinales; Debaryomycetaceae. The record is from RefSeq and is a predicted model, not a curated record.
AUGGAAAUUGAAGUUACAAGGAGUUUGAAAUUUUUUUGUCUCUGUUUGGUACAAAAGAAGGAAGAGAAAAAUUUGGUGAUUUUUUUUUUUUCUUUGGUUGUCAGAAUAGAGGCAACCAAAAAAAAGUUUACAACACGAUCACUAUCACCACCACCACCACCACUACCAACGAUCAUCAAUAAUACCAUGAGUUCAAAAUAUACUGCAGUUGAACCAGAUGAACCAUUUGAUGAUGUGUCAUCAUUACCAUCAUAUGCAACUACUGAUCCAGUAAAUUCACAAUCUACAAGAACUGCACCAACUCCUCAGAGUUAUGCUCAAGGUCCAAUGGAGCCUCAACAACCCAUUGAAUCAUCUUCUACAGAUCAACAACAACAACCACAAACAUUAAUGGAAAGAUUAAAACAAUCAUCUCAUCCAAUUGCUUUAUUUUUCUAUAUAUUCUUCAGGGUAUCACCAGUUGUUAUUUAUAUAUUUGGUAAUAUUAUUAUUAAUCAAGUCACAACCAAGAAUACAUUUAUAUUACAUUUCAUUGUAUUGAUUUUAUUAAUAGCAGCAGACUUUUGGAAUUUAAAAAAUAUAUCCGGAAGAUUAUUAGUUGGAUUACGAUGGUGGAAUGAAACAAAUAUGAUUGAUCCAUCAACAUCUGAUGGUUCAAAAGAUUUUGAAAAUGUUUGGGUGUUUGAAAGUUCUGAUCCAAAUAGAUAUAUUAAUCCAAUUGAUUCAAAAGUUUUUUGGUUAUUAUUAUAUGGUCAACCACUUGCUUGGAUAUUAUUGGCAUUUUUAGCAUUUUUGAAAUUUGAAUUUUUAUAUAUGUUAUUAUUAAUUGUUGCUAUUACUUUAUCAAUGACUAAUGCUUUGGCUUUUACUAAAUGUGAUAAAUUUGGUAAAGCUAAUAAUUUUGCUAAUGAUAUUUUUUCAAAAGCUACUGGAUCAAUAUUUUCAAGAUUCAAUCCAUUUAAUAGAUAA